Molecule: messenger RNA, 3975 nt
Organism: Podarcis muralis (Common wall lizard)
Lineage: Eukaryota; Metazoa; Chordata; Lepidosauria; Squamata; Lacertidae
Molecular function (GO): GTP binding; ATP hydrolysis activity; protein binding
Source: RefSeq, a predicted model, not a curated record
GUUUGUUUUAUCUUUUUGUGUGUGGCAGGCAUUCUUCUUUCGAUGGCAUCACUAGUUCCUCCCUUUGUCCUCUCACACUCCACAUCUGUUAAAAUCUGCCCUGCCUCCUUCACAUCUCUUGUUUCUUGCAGGGAGGCUAAGGGAGAAGGGAGAGUGAUUUGGACUGAAGCCAUGGCCAUUUCAGAUGGAGCGGUUGAAAUACCAGCCUUGGGCCGCCCAUUUCAGCUUGGGAUGCUGUAUGACUGCCGCAAAGAUGCCCUCAUCCCAGGGGUCACCCUUUGGGACCCGGACUCACUUCGGAAGGACUUGAGUAUCCAAAGGCAGCCCAAGACUGAAAUUGAGAUCAUUGCUUCUGAUUCCAUUGAAGAUAAGACCUCUGCCCUCAAUGCCUCGGCAUCACUCAGAGUCAGUUUUCUGGGGGGACUGGUUGAAGUGGAAGGAUCAGGCAAAUUCCUUGAAGACACCAAAAAGUUUGGGCAACAGACCAGAGUCACUCUGCAGUACAAAGCUACCACGAAAUAUGCUCAACUGACGAUGAGCCAUUUGGGAAUCCAAAACAUCUCUUACCCAUCUGUAUUUGAGCAUGGUAUGGCUACCCACGUUGUCACUGCCAUCUUGUAUGGAGCCCAGGCUUUUUUUGUAUUUGACCGAGAAGUCUCUUCUUCUGAGUCUGUAAAAGAGAUAGAAGCAAAACUCCGAGGUGCAAUCCAGCUCUUUAUAGUCUCUGCUGAAGGGAAACUGGCCUUCAAAACAACAGAGAGGGAGAGGAACUACACUGAGAAGUUCCGCUGCAAAUUCCACGGAGAUUUUGUUCUGGAGAGGAAUCCAGUGACUUUCCAAGAUGCCAUGCAAGCAUACGCCAUCCUUCCUGCAAUGCUGGGGAAGGACGGGGAGAGGGCUGUUCCUGUAACCGUUUGGCUGUACCCACUGACCAAGCUGGAUUCCCAAGCAGCUAAGAUGGUGCGUGAGAUCAGCUUGGCCCUGGUCUUUGAUAGUCAAGCCAUCAUGGAGCAACUGAAUGAAAUCAGGAUGAGAUGCAAUGACUUGACAAACACCCGCAUUGCGAACAUCUUCCCAGAAAUAAAGAUGAAAAUCAAGAGAUUCAAGGAUUUGUGCAAGCAGCACAGGCAGACUUUCCAGAAACACCUGGCAGGAAUCCUGCCUUCUAUCAGAGGAGGGGGUAAAAUGGAACAAGCACUGGUGGAGAUCUUCAUUUCCAUUAACCAGUCUCCCUUCAACAGCCAAAGACUCAACGAGUUUCUGGAUGCCAAGGAACGAGAGAUUAUUUUGGUGAACUCUUACCUUAAUAUUCUACAUGGGAUGGAAGUCAUCUCCUCCAAGAACAAACUGGAAGAAAUAGUGCUAAGCCCUGCAAAUGAGUUUGUUCUCACAUUUACCUUCAGUUCUUUACAUGACGAGGAACCAUUUUUAGCCAGCUUACAACAAUGGCUUCAGAAGCCAGCAAGAGGACAGACAGAGCAUUGGAAAGCCUGGUUUGAGCAAAGAGAGAGAACCCAAAAAGCUCGGAAAGCUGCCAAAUCUAUUAUGGAUUUUGCCCAAAUCAAUGAAUCCAAUGGGAAGACCCGGUUUCUUGUGGCUUCUGUCCCAGAUCAGGACAACCCAGGAGCUUCCAUUUACCUCUAUGAAGAUGGGGAGAUGGUCAACAGCAACUUUGAGCUGCCCUCAAAACCUCUCCCUCCCCUGGUUGGCCAAAUUGGACAUGGCCAUGUGCAGCUGACAUUUCAACCCGCAGAGUAUGGGAGGGCUGCAAUCUCCAGUUAUCAGGUAGAAUACAAGAUUGCAGGAGAAGGAAACUGGCAGAUUGUGAAUACAGACAACAGUCAGGAGACGUUCCACGUGAAAGGGUUGAGGCCGGACUCAGAAUACCAGUUUCGAUACACUGCUAGGAGCAAACCAGGACUUAGUGAGACUAGUGAUUUGAGUAGAUCUGUAAAGACACUUCCUACCAGCCCUCCUGGGAAACCAAGAGAGAGAACUGUAGAGUCUUCCAAAAUCAGUCUUGUCUGGGAGAGCCCAAAGGUCAUUGGAGCUGAUAUAAAGGAGUACAAAGUGGAGUACAGGGGGCUGGUGGGCGAUAAGGACAGAUGGAAUGAAAAAAGAACAGGGGCAAGAACAGAGUCCUGCCAGCUGGAUGGACUGAAGCCUCACAGAACCUACAGACUCAGAGUCUCAGCUGUAUGUUUUGAUGGGGCUGAGAGUGAGCCCAGUGAAGAGACUGAGAUUUCCACAGCAAUGGAAGAAGAAGAAGACGACGGGGCAAAUAUACUAGCUCGAAAAUACCUUCAAGAAAGCACCCUGGUGGAAGAUGGGCAACCAUCCGUGUAUGUACUUCCCCUGGAGGCCACCUCAGAUCGAUCGGCCCCCGUCCAAACGUAUCAGCUAGGAAAAGAGAACAUGCAGGUCCCCAACAAAGUAAUUGUGAUGAUGGGGGCAACAGGGUCAGGGAAAACCACUCUUGUCAAUGCCAUGAUCAAUCAUAUCCUGGGUGUGCAAUGGGAAGAUGAUUUCCGAUUCAAACUCAUUCAGGCUGAAAGUCAGUCCUCAGAAGUGACCGCCUACGUAGUGCACCACCAGAAGGGUUUGGAAGUCCCUUAUUCUCUCACUUUCAUUGACACUCCAGGAUUUGGAGACAUGGGAGAUAGGAAGCAGUACAAACAGAUAACAAAGCAGAUCCGGGAGUUUUUCUCCACCCCGGGAGGAACGGAUCAUGUCGAUGUCAUCUGUAUUGUACUUCAGGCCUCCAGUGCUGCCUUAACUCGUGCCCAGAAAUACGUCUUUGACUCUGUGCUCUCCAUUUUUGGGAAAGAUAUAAGGAACAACAUCCAGAUCCUGAUCACCUUUGCAGACGGACAUUCUCUUCCUGUUUUGGAAGCCAUGAAGAAGGAGGAUGUGCCAUGCAUUAAAGAUUCCAGGGGUAGCCCAGUUCACUUCAAAUUCAACAAUUCAGCUCUGUUUGCCAGCAAUUCUGAAGAGAAUGAAGGGAACCUAAAUCCUAAUGACAAGUUCUGGAAAAUGAGCACUGCAAGCAUGAAGACAUUUUUUGACACAUUAAGCUUACUAGACAGUGAAAGUUUAACUCUGACGAAGGAAGUGCUCAGGGAACGGAAGGAGCUAGAAGCCAUCACAGAAGGGUUGCAGCCCCAAAUCAGAGCUGCCCUUGGAAAGCUGGAAGAGUUGAGGAAGACGAGGCAAGCUCUGGAGGAACACAAGUCUGAGAUGGCAGUCAACAUAAACUUUGAGUUUGAAGUAGAAAAAUCUGUGCCACAGAAGGAAGACAUCUCUGCCGCUGGAAGAUUCACAACCAAUUGCAUGAACUGUCACUACACCUGCCAUUACCCUUGCCCGAUCCGGAGAGAUGAGGGCAAGCGCCGUUGUGUAGCUAUCAAUGCAAACACGGGGAAAUGCAAUGUCUGUCCUGGCCGCUGCGUGUGGAACAUGCACUUCAAUCAGAAAUACCUGUUUGAAUAUAAAGUAACAAAAGAGAUAAAGUCUUAUGAUGAGUUGAAGCAAAAGUAUGCAGACGCCUCUGGAGAGGCGAUGACCCCAGAGAAGGUGCUUGGAAAUCUCAACCAGGAAUACAAAGAGGCUAAGCAAGCCUUAGAAGACCUCAUCCAGAAAUCAUCUCAAAGCCUCCAGCGCUUGCAUCAAAUUGGGUUGAAGCCCAACCUGCUCUCCACCCAAGAAUACAUUGACCUGCUCAUCAUUUCAGAAGAGCAGGAUCUGAAGCCUGGAUGCCAGGAGAGAAUCCAAUUGCUGAAGGAAGUGAGGGAAUCGGCUGAGCUAAGAGAAAACAUUGCAAGCAAGGAACCUCUGCUGCUGGAGGAGGAGGAUCUGUUCAAAGACAGUGAAAUGGAAAGGCGUUCUGCCCUGCAGGCCAGAUUUAGGAAGUUUGUUUGCUUUUGAUGCACAUUGCACCGGGACAGGUAUAAAUAAAAUAUUAAUGGUUCUAGAUUC